This is a messenger RNA of Gopherus evgoodei (Goodes thornscrub tortoise), 3403 nucleotides long. RefSeq names its product solute carrier family 24 member 3 (gene SLC24A3). Lineage: Eukaryota; Metazoa; Chordata; Testudines; Testudinidae. Gene Ontology annotation, cellular component: membrane. Gene Ontology annotation, molecular function: calcium channel activity; calcium, potassium:sodium antiporter activity. The transcript has 17 exons. Bases 75 to 2027 code for a protein of 650 amino acids. Gene Ontology annotation, biological process: calcium ion transmembrane transport; intracellular calcium ion homeostasis. The record is from RefSeq and is a predicted model, not a curated record.
UGGAGGCGGCGAAGGAGAAGCGGCGGCAGCCAGUCCCGGCGGCGGUGGCCGGGGCUCGGUUCUCCCGGCCGGAGAUGCUGCCGCUGCAGCCCGGGAAGCGGCACCGGAGCCAGGCUCGCAGAAGGAGGGAGCUGCUGCUGGCUCAGCUCUGCCUCGGGGGCUCGCUCGCGCUGCUCCUGGCUUCCCUCUCCAGCUGGGCUGGGCAAUCCGGUUAUGAUGUCCUGAACUAUCCUGUGGAAACUUACGAUAAGUGGAGUGGGAGGAGGCUGCUGCAGGCAACAGAGGACAAUGCCACUGAGAUCCCAGAGGAAACAGAAAAUCGAUAUGUCAAGAACUGCACUGAACCAGCUCUCCAUGAAUUCCCCAGUGACAUCUUUACAAACGAGGACAGAAGACAUGGAGCUGUAGUCCUGCAUGUCCUCUGUGCCAUGUAUAUGUUCUACGCUUUGGCAAUUGUCUGUGAUGAUUUCUUUGUCCCUUCAUUGGAAAAGAUUAGUGAACGCUUGCAUCUUAGUGAAGAUGUGGCUGGGGCAACUUUCAUGGCAGCUGGAAGCUCCGCUCCUGAGUUGUUUACGUCGGUUAUAGGUGUUUUUAUCACAAAAGGAGACGUAGGAGUCGGAACUAUUGUUGGCUCUGCCGUAUUCAACAUUCUUUGUAUAAUCGGUGUGUGUGGCCUUUUCGCAGGACAGGUGAUUGCACUGUCAUCGUGGAGUCUGCUGCGAGAUUCAACCUACUACACACUGUCUGUUGUUGCGCUCAUUGUGUUUAUUUAUGAUGAAAUUGUUUCUUGGUGGGAGUCCCUAGUCCUAGUGCUGAUGUACUUCAUUUACAUCCUGAUCAUGAAGUAUAAUUCCUCCAUACAUCACUGCUUUGAAAGGAAGACAAAAAAUGCUCCAAAUAUGGUGAACGGAUUAGCAAAUAACACAGAAAUGGACGAUAACAGCAAUUGUGACGCCACGGUGGUAUUACUAAAGAAAGGUAACUGUUCCAGGAAUUUCCAUCGUAAAGCCUCAGUGAUCAUGGUGGAUGAGCUCCUGUCUGCCUACCCACACCAACUUUCCUUCUCUGAGGCUGGGCUCCGGAUAAUGAUCACCAGUCACUUCCCUCCCAAAACCCGUCUCUCCAUGGCCAGUCGCAUGUUAAUCAAUGAGAGGCAAAGGCUGAUAAACAGCAGAGCCUACACCAAUGGGGAAUCAGAAGUGGCUAUCAAAAUUCCUAUCAAGCAUGCCCUGGAGAACGGGACAGUCCCCAGCAACUCCGCUGAAAGGGGCGUAAAUGGGACCCGAAGAGACGAGGACAUGGCUGAGGCUGGAAAUGAGACCGAGAAUGAGGACAAUGAGAACAAUGAGAACGAUGAGGAAGAGGAGGAAGAGGAGGAUGAUAAUGAUGGACCUUACACUCCUUUUGACUUACCCUCUGGCAAAAUGGAAAUCCUGAAGUGGCUGUUUACCUGGCCACUGAGCUUCCUUCUGCACUUCACAGUCCCCAACUGUAACAAGCCCUACUGGGAAAAAUGGUUCAUGGUCACCUUUGCUUCCUCUACCCUCUGGAUUGCAGCCUUAUCCUACGUGAUGGUGUGGAUGGUUACGAUCAUUGGCUACACAUUGGGUAUUCCAGAUGUGAUCAUGGGUAUCACAUUCCUGGCAGCUGGAACCAGCGUGCCUGACUGCAUGGCUAGCCUUAUAGUAGCAAGACAAGGCAUGGGGGAUAUGGCUGUGUCGAACUCCAUUGGAAGUAAUGUUUUUGACAUUUUAAUUGGCCUGGGUCUCCCAUGGGCUCUGCAGACUCUAGCAGUGGAUUAUGGUUCAUAUAUCCAGUUAAACAGCAGAGGACUUAUCUAUUCCGUUGGCUUGCUGCUGGCAUCAGUUUUUGUCACCGUAUUUGGUGUCCACAUGAACAAAUGGAAGCUGGACAAGAAGCUCGGAAUUGUGUGCCUUUUCCUGUACGGCAUCUUCUUAUGUUUCUCCAUCAUGACAGAAUUCAAUGUUUUCACUUUUGUGAACUUGCCGAUGUGCAGAGAUCACUGAUCUGGGCGGCAGACUGUCGAGAGGUACUUCCUUCUUACCUGUGCAAUACCAAACACGGCUGGCGUCUCCAGAACACGGUGCACCCAACGGUCGUGAAAUAGAUCCUGCUCACUGUUCAUAGGAUUCUCCUCCCAUCUCGGUUUACCCUCUUCCGACCCCAAAACCUGGAAAAAUCCUGCAUCGAUGUGAAGAUAAUUUUUUUUCAACAUUAAUGUGAUUUCCAAGUUCAGUUUUUGAACAGUGACUGGGAUUCUAAAUGAACUGGCUGCUAUCUGGCAUUGAGCCAGGCAAAACUGGUCUGCUACAAUUCCCUCCUUUUUAAGUUAUUUGGUGGAAGACUAAUCUAAUUUAUGAUUUAAGACUAUUGCUAGAAUGCAGAAGAAGAGGGUACAUUGUAUAUGGGGUGUUUUUCAAGCAGAACUGUGGGAAUCUUUUAUUUUUUUCAGAGAUCAACAGCCUCUCUUUGCAACUUCUCCUUCUGAGCGCUGGAUUUCAUGUAAUGAUCCAAAGGUCACAAGUGCAGUGUAUUAUGGGAACUCAAUUUGAAAUACUCAGCAUAUGAGUGGAUUGACUGUUUGUUAAAAAAAUGACUGGCAAGGCAGUGGAUAACAUCCUUAUACUAUGAUUAACGGAUCUCUUAAAGGUGUUGUAAGGAAUGCAAGGUGAACAUGGAUUCAAAGGGUAAACACUGCUACCAUUUUCAUUAUUAAUGUCAGAGUUUUAUUGCUAGGUUAUUUAUAUGACUUCCAAGCAAUGGUUUAGGACUGCCAGCCCACGAGGGCUAACGAGGAGGGGUCCUGGUUUUUAAUGAUCCACACAUUGUGAUGCAAGGUCAGAACUUCAGAGGAUCAUCCAACUUCUUGUAGUUUUUUGGGGGAGUGUGUAGUUUUGUGUCUUAUUUGUUAUGAGAGGGACAUAAGCACAGUCACACAUUCUCAAAAUGAGUUGUAGACACUGGUUUCUUUAAAAGGAAAGAGGCAUACUUUGCACUGACAUUAUUACUGAAGUCAUAAUUUGCCACUCUUUAAAGAAUACACUGGACCUGGCCAAAAAUUUUUACAGCUGAACUUAUCUGAUAUCAGAUUGUUGUGGAUUUAUUCCACCUCCUUCUGGAGGAAGAAAGAGAGAGAGAGAAAUGGCACUUUUAAAAUGCAGAAUAUCUUUAAUGCAGAUUCACUCACAAAUCUAAGUUAUGAUGAAAGUUUUGCCAUUCGCUGUUCUAACAGACCUGCAAGGUUUUGUAUAAUACUGUAUUAAUAUGCAGAUAAAUUCUACUACAUGAGGAACACCUAUGAUUGCCACACUUGUAUGUAUUGAAAUUGUGGAUUCUUGCCAGUGCUGGCUGUUGUAUUUACUUUAAGCAUUGAUCACUUCUG